GGGGGACUCCCCUGUGGAUACUGGGGCAACAAGGCUUUAGUCCCCCCGCGUCCCCCUGUCUGUCCCCCCCGUCUGUCCCCGGCUUUGCAAUAAAUCUGUUUGUGAGACCCACCUGCCCCCCGUCUGCGCCGUGUCCGGGGGGACGCGCCGGGAUGAUCCAGCCGGGACGAGCCCCUUGUUUGCUCAGGGAAUUGGCGGCGGCUUCUGCCCGGCUGCGGGGCGGGGGGGUCGCCCGGGGGGUCCUUCCCUGGCCGCGGUGCUGACGUCCAUCCCGCCGGCUCCUGUGCCCCAAGGGAUGCGUCUCCCGGGGAUGUGUCCCCCCGUCCAGCCUGGUGACGGUGACAGGGCUGGGGGGACACACGGCUCUGCGUCAGCGGGUGUUUGCCCACGCCGGGGGCUGGCGGGGGCUGGGGGAUAUAAAGCUGAGCCCGACACUUCCAUGAGAAUCCAGGGAGGCUCCAGCACCGGGAACAUGGGACACCCUUGGCUCUGCCUGCUCUGCCUGCUGGGCUCUGGCCUCAUCCUGCUGGGCACCCCCGAGCCAGUGCCGGGGGUCCUUCCCCCCCUGAGCCUGCCCGGGCAGAGCCGGGAGGAGACAGAGCUGGUGGAGGUGCUGCAGGAGGUGCUGGAGAAGCUCGGGACCAGGGAUCCGCCGGCGCUGGAGAAGAGGCUGAGCUGGGUGCCCUCGUGCGAGCCCGGGGAGCCGUGCGCGGUGCGGCGCGGGGCGCGCAUCGGGAAGCUCUGCAGCUGCCCCCGCGGCACCUCCUGCAACCUCUUCAUCCUCAAGUGCUCCUGAGGGAUCGGGGACACCGGGGGACACCGGGGGACACCAGCUGCCACCCGCCUGUGCCCCGGGCAGGGGAGGGGGAGCCGCGGGCCCCCAGCCCCCUCCCCGCACCGGGAUGGACCUGCACAGCACCCUCGGGUGCCUGGGCUGUGGGGCUGGGGUGGGACACAUUAAAUGAUUGAAUUCACCCUGCUGACUGCUUUUUGCGGGGAUUUUGGGGUGCCAGCCCCCCUCUGCCGCCG
Molecule: messenger RNA, 1029 nt
Organism: Corapipo altera (White-ruffed manakin)
Lineage: Eukaryota; Metazoa; Chordata; Aves; Passeriformes; Pipridae
Product: cocaine- and amphetamine-regulated transcript protein-like
Exons: 3
Coding region: 296-796 (166 amino acids)
Biological process (GO): negative regulation of appetite; cellular response to starvation; adult feeding behavior
Molecular function (GO): neuropeptide hormone activity
Source: RefSeq, a predicted model, not a curated record